AUGCAAAACAUAACAAAUAUUGAAUCUGGAAACCAAACAACCAUCACAGAAUUCAUCCUCCUGGGAUUUGGGACUCUCCUUGAUCUGCAGAUUCUUCUCUUCCUGGUGUUUCUAGUAAUCUACAUUGUGACCAUGGCCGGGAACAUCCUCAUUGUUGCACUAAUUGUGGCUGAUCGGCACCUUCAUACCCCUAUGUACUUCUUCCUGGCGAACUUGUCCUGUUUGGAGACCUGCUACUCCUCCACCAUCCUGCCCAGGAUGCUGGCCAGUCUCCUGAUGGGGGACAGAACCAUUUCUGUUAACGGCUGUUUUGUGCAGUUCAAUUUGUUUAGCUGUCUCGUGUCUACUGAAUGUUAUCUCUUAGCCUCAAUGUCUUAUGAUCGGUAUUUUGCAAUAUGCAAACCACUGCAUUAUUCAACCCUUAUGAAUUUCAAGUUUUGCACUGAGCUAGCAACUGGGUCAUGGAUAGGUGGCUUUCUGGGUAGCUCUGUGACAACAUAUUUGAUAUCACAGCUAACUUUUUGUGGCCCCAAUGAAAUGGACCAGUUCUUUUGUGAUCUCACCCCAAUGUUAAAACUGUCCUGUACUGACACCCAUCUGAUAGAACUUGUGACUCUCAUCUUAUCCUGUGUGUUUUUAUUGCCCCCAUUUCUACUAACCCUGACAUCCUAUAUUUGUAUCAUCGCUGCCAUCCUGAGAAUCCCUUCCACCAUUGGGAGGCAAAAGGCCUUUUCCACCUGCUCCUCCCACCUCUUCGUGGUGACAGUUUUCUAUGGGACUCUCAUAAUUGUGUAUAUGCUACCAAACACAAUGAGAGAUCUAAACAAAAUAUUCUCUGUCAUCUACACAGUCCUGACUCCUCUGGUCAAUCCAUUCAUCUACAGUCUGAGAAACAAAGAGGUCAAUGAGGCCAUGAGACAAGCUGUCAGGAAACUGUCUUUCACAAGACUGAAGAUAAACUAA
Messenger RNA from Mauremys mutica (yellowpond turtle), 963 nucleotides. RefSeq names its product olfactory receptor 6B1-like. The coding region runs from base 1 to 963 and encodes 320 amino acids. Gene Ontology annotation, biological process: G protein-coupled receptor signaling pathway. Gene Ontology annotation, cellular component: membrane. The record is from RefSeq and is a predicted model, not a curated record. Gene Ontology annotation, molecular function: olfactory receptor activity; G protein-coupled receptor activity. The transcript has a single exon. Lineage: Eukaryota; Metazoa; Chordata; Testudines; Geoemydidae.